Cladophialophora psammophila CBS 110553 is the source of this 3177-nucleotide messenger RNA. Its product is annotated as CAMK protein kinase. The transcript has a single exon. Gene Ontology annotation, molecular function: protein binding; protein serine/threonine kinase activity; ATP binding. Gene Ontology annotation, cellular component: nucleus; cytoplasm. The coding region runs from base 1 to 3177 and encodes 1058 amino acids. The record is from RefSeq and is a predicted model, not a curated record. NCBI's taxonomy places the organism in Eukaryota, Fungi, Ascomycota, Eurotiomycetes, Chaetothyriales, Herpotrichiellaceae. Gene Ontology annotation, biological process: meiotic recombination checkpoint signaling; protein phosphorylation.
AUGGUCUCGCAACCCACUCAGCCCGCGACACAGCCUGUUGAUGACCCUCGUCGUAUCCGGAGAAACAUCUCCAACGUUUCUGAUGAGGAUGCCAUAGAUGUGAUAUGUCUGCUGAGUCCAACCUCCCCUGCUGCAUUUGAGGCAGUGAAAGCCAAUCUCUUGGUUGCUCCCCGUCACAUCUUGCAAAAUGACGACCUAGAAGAUAUCAGUCAGGAUGACCUGCUUUGCGGUGCCGAAUACGACCAGCCGCGAGAUAUAGCCUUGCGGAUGUCUUCUGCCGUCAAGAAUCCCAAGGAUGGGUUUCAGUUUGGCCGUACCAGGAGCAAAUGCGAUGUACUUCUUACUCCGUACGAUAAUGACACCUUGGUGAGCAAAGUGCAUUUUAAGAUUUUCGUGAACAAUCAAGGUAGCCUCAUGCUGGAAGACUUGUCCACCAAUGGAACUGUCGUGGAUGAUGUGCACCUUAAUGCCAAGGCUCGUCGAGGUAAUCCCGCCCUCAAACCUGCGACCAUCGUCCUCAGGCAUGGAGCUAUUAUUUCUCUUUACAGCGGUGCGAGGCAGCAGGAGAUCAAGAUGAUGGUACGGAUACCGAGCCGUGGUGAUUUCGAAGACGCCUAUGAAGAGAAUCUAAGAAAGUACCUCGCGGCAAGAGGGGAUGUGGCCCAAUUCGCUUCCAUGAGGGAAAGCACUUAUGGAAAUUACUGGAAUGGAGGUUCCCUGUACAACUUUACGGGUCUCCUUGGGAAAGGUGCUUUUGCAACCGUCUACAAGGUUCAGACCAAAGAAGAUGGCGAUAUCUACGCCGCAAAGGAGCUUGACAAACGUCGGUUUAUCAAAAACGGUGUCCUCGAUAUGAAGUUUGAUAGCGAACUCAACAUUAUGAAAAACCUCAACCACCCGAAUAUUGUCAAUUACGUCGAUUGUCACACUUAUCAACAUUGGAUCUACAUCCUGAUGGAGUAUGUUCCCUAUGGCGAGCUUGCAAAAGAACUGGGGAAAUAUGGAGCUAUUCCCGAAGCCGACGUCCAACAGAUAGCCAAACAGAUAUUGCACGCCCUCUAUUAUCUUCAUCGACGAAACAUCACGCAUCGCGACAUCAAGCCAGACAAUAUCCUCAUAGCAUCUCGAAACCCCUUGGUCGUCAAGUUAUCCGACUUUGGCUUGUCGAAAUGCGUGACAGACCAAGAGACCUUUCUCAAAACGUUCUGUGGCACACUUCUUUAUUGUGCACCUGAGGUAUAUCCUGACUAUGCGAAUUAUGCUCAGGGAUCAGCAUCCAAGAGGCGUCGGCUAGGAGAGCCUGCAACAAAAUCUCCACCGUCACCGUAUGACCAAUCCGUGGAUAUGUGGUCGUUUGGCGCCGUCAUCUUCCAUCUCCUCUGCGGGAAGCCUCCGGUGACCGGGAGAGGCGAUGACCGCGGCGCGCAGAUGCUGAACAAUAUUAUGACGAAAAAUGUCAACUUCGACAUGUUAAGGCAGGCAAAGGUAUCGGAGAAUGCCAUUGAUUUCGUUGCGAAACUUCUGAAUCGAAAUCCUGUUCUACGGCCGAAGGAGCCCGAAUGCUUGCAGCAUCCGUGGCUACGUGAUUUGCCUGACCACUGCAAUUAUGAAGAUGUCGAGGAACCGGUUCCCGAUCCGCAACAUCACCUGGACAUUGUUGACGAGGUUGACGAAGAUUUGCUCGAUGAUGAGUUGAUUGACAGCCUGAACCAGCUGACGCAACCCCCCUCAUCAGAGCAUACGCCACAUCGCCCAGUGAAGCGUGCUCGCACAGCAAUGAAUGUGUCACCUACGGAAGGAGACAUCACAUAUCCUCAUCUUCCAGCACCCGGCGAGAGCUUCUUGCCAUUACCUCCCGUGCCAGGCCUACCGGCACAGCGUCUCUUCGGAGAGAUUUCCGCAUCCGUUCUGCGUAGUUCGGGCGUAUUUGGCGGCGAGCUGAGUCCGACGACACCGAUGGGAGUACACGAUAUCCGCAACCGAGUGGAACAGAUCAGCGUGAAUGAUUUUGGAGAUCGAGGUCCAGCGAGCAACGCAGAAAACGCCGAAAUUUCUGGCCGGCCACUGCAAUAUCCUCAAGUGCUUGACGUCCCCCAAACCCAAGGGAGUUCAGCUGCAAGCCUUAUGGGGGCGGAGCAACAAAUAGGCCAGCUCAACAUGGCAUCUCCUGAAGCAGAUAUCUCGGAUGCUGCAACUCCAGAAACAACUAAUCCUGUUACUCCUGAAACACGUCAGCUAUCGCCGUCUGCUUCGGUCACUCCACAUGCAGAUACUGAAAUAGCGGAGACAGCUCAAGUGACCGAAGAGCCUGUAUGUACUCGUCGUAUCGACCUCGGCCUAAUUGAGAACCCCGUUGAUUUCGAAGCGGAAGUCGAGGCGAGAAAUGCAUCAAGAGCCAGCAGGCUACGAGCAAAAGCGGAGACUUUCCAUGGGAACUCGACUGCUAGGACCUCCCCACCAUCUGUUGAGCUGGCUGUCACGAUUGAUGCGAAGACUGGUCGUGAGGUGGGAAGUAUGGGACAACUGAAUCGUUUUAUCCGUCCUGCUCCGGGGCCGGAAACCACAAUCAAAAUGGGUUCCCAAACAAUGCAAUUCGUCAAGCCUCCGCGACGAUACGGCAAGUUGACCAGCCUUCCUGGAUCCUUCGCGAACGUAGCCGUCAAUCUCGAAGACAGAUUCACUGUAUGGGGGCGAGGCAUUGAUUGCACCAUCCAGUACCCUGACACCAAGGACACGCGUAUUCCCAAGUACGCGCUCAAAAUCACAUUCUGGGCACCUGGCAUAGAGGCUCAUGUUGACGGCGGAAAAGACUGGACGGCAUUUCCCGGGAUAAGAACACUGAUCGCUACGUCUGCAAGCGGGAGUAUCUCGGUCAAUGACGUUGAAUUGCGAAAGGAAUCGCCCUCAGGAGACGCAGCCUUGUUUGGGAAGCUACAUACAGACGACAUCAUCACCAUCUUCGACAAUGGAAAGGGUGAGUUUUUGAAGUUCAAGGUGGAAAUUACGUUUGGGGAGAGUGCGAGACCGAGGCCCGCUGGUGAAAGAGGGUUCGUCGUUCAGGAGGAACGACACCAUCACCAACGCAUGAAGCAGCGCGAAAGUAUGAGGCUGAGUAUGAGGGAAAAUGCUGACGAGGUGCCCCUUGUGCCCACCGUGCGGGUAGAGCCCGAUUGUUGA